CAAAAACAUAUGAUAAGAGUGAUAUUACCUUUUUAUUCCCCUCGGAGACAAAAGAAGAAGACAAACCUUCUCCUUUUCAUCCUCUCUUCCUUCUUCCUUCUUCCUCCUCAGAUCUCUUCCAAUUCUCCAAAAUGCUUCUCCAUAUCCAAAUUCAUCUUCACUCCUCUUCUGGCUUUCUAUUUCUUUCUUGAUUUCUUCUUUCAAUUUUAUCCUUUUUUUUUCACUUUUGCCUUUCCUUUCGGUUUCACUCCAUUCUUUUGAUCUUCUCCUCCGCCGCCGCGGAAUGAGGUGCAAGAAGCAUCUCUCUGACGUCACCAGCGCUGUCGGAGUCUGCGCUACUUGUCUCCGGGAGCGUCUUCUCUCUCUCAUGGCUGCUCAAGCCAGGGCCGAGGCUCACCAAUUGCAACUAUCUCGACUUCGUUCCUCUACGGCGGCGGCGGAGGAUUUACCAAGGAAGUCCGAUCCUCUUCCACCUCCGCCUCUCGUGUUUCCUCGUUCUGUUUCUCCCUACGUCUCCCGGCGGAAAGUUGAGGAUUCCUCGUGGAGCUUUCAGAGUCCGUUGGAUGAUCGACAUCGUCGAUUUCAUCAUCGCUUCUAUAGUACUCCACAGGUUGGACCUACUUACUACGCCGGCGGUAUUUCUACUUCUUCUUUUGUUACUACCGGCUCCGUUAGUAGGAAACAGAGGAGUAGAUUUUCGUUUUUCUCUAGUCUUUUCAGGUCCAGAUCCGAGAAAUUGGAUUCAGUUCCUCACGAUUUUUCUCAUUCUACUUGUGAACCCGUACCUUCUUCCUCUUCCACUUGGUUUUCAUCAAUGUUCUCCCGUCGGAAGAAGAAGCAAUCGAAGUUUUGCUCUAUUGAAGAACAAAUGGAUCAGAGGAAGAAGCCACCCCCAUCGCGAUUCUUCUCUCGUGGAAUGUCGCCAGCUGGUGGAGCGAGUGAGGCGGACGGAGAUUGCGAUGAUCGCCGAGACGGAUCUCCAUCCGCGAGCGGUUACUCCUCUGAAUCAUCCAAGUGGAAACCGUCUCCGGCAGCGUCUCAUGGAUCGACAGCGAGACGAGGAAGACAAGGACUGAGUCGGAAUGUGUCUAGUCUUGCGUUUUGCUUGAGUCCACUAGUGAGAGCUAGCCCUAACCACCGUCACUGGAACCAGAAAGGACUGCCACCGGAAUUCGUGUAUUCCGGCGAUGUUAGGGUUCCGAACAAGCCUCAUAUCUCCGAAGCGGCGUCGUUUUGCGCGAACCGGUCUCGAAAACUAGCGGAUUUCGGAAGAGUCAAUGCCAACCGUUGAUUUUGAAGACCGUUGACAUCCUCAUUAACGGUGAUGAUUUGAUCUUCUUUCACACUUACGGUUUUGCCCUUCCUUCCUCUCUACACCAAUUGUUUAUUAUUACUAUCUUCAGCUCAUUCCUCAGUGUAAAAGUUGGAAAAAGAAAAAAGGAAUUAUAAGAUUAAAAAUAGUUUGAAAAAAAAGAAAAAGAAAGAAAAAGAAAGAAUUAAAUUUUUUGUUAUUUCUGUAUAUUAAUUAAUUAAUGUUCAUGACACAGAAAUGAAAAGGAUUUUUCAGUUUA
This is a messenger RNA of Cucumis sativus (cucumber), 1571 nucleotides long. RefSeq lists its product as uncharacterized. The transcript has a single exon. Bases 284 to 1291 code for a protein of 335 amino acids. Lineage: Eukaryota; Viridiplantae; Streptophyta; Magnoliopsida; Cucurbitales; Cucurbitaceae. The record is from RefSeq and is a predicted model, not a curated record.